AUGGUCGGUAGUAGGGGCAUCGAGAUCGAUCCGUCCAAGGUGAAAGCCAUAUGCGAGCCGCGACCCCCGUCUUCCGUGAAAGAAGUUCGCGGUUCUUUGGGGAGAUUGAACUAUGUGGCAAGAUUUAUAUCUCGGUUGUCGGAGACCGCCAAGCCAUUUUUCAAACUUCUCAAGAAGAAUGCAAAGAUUGUAUGGGAUAUUGAAUGUCAGACCGCUUUCUUGAAGAUUCAGCAUUAUCCGACCCAUUCCCCUGUUCCGGUUCCACCUGCUCCUGGUGUGCCUCUAAUCCUUUAUCCGACCAUCCACAAGGAGUCCUUGGGAGCCGUAUUGGUGCAGAAAAGACCAUCAGAUGGAAAAGAAUGCGCAAUAUACUAUCUCAGCAAGAAAUUCUCCGAUUCCGAAGCCAAUUACUCGGAGGUCGAGAAGACUUGCGUAGCUUUAGUUUGGGUAUUACACGGACUGCGGCAGUAUACCCUACACCAUCAGAUCAUGUUAACCACCGAAUGUGAUCCCAUCAAAUAUCUACUGGAAAAGCCAAGACUGGUCGGCAAAUUGGCUAAGUGGCAGAUUCUCAUUUCUGAGUUCGAUGUGCAAACCAUGACACAGAAGUCGGUGAAAGGUCGAGCAAUAGCAGACAUGUUAGCAGAGAAUGCUGCGGGACCACAGGCUGGAGAUGAAAUAGACCCUCUUGAUGAUCGUGUUUUACUGGUUACUGCAGAAAAGUGGGUCAUGUACUUCGACGGAGCUGUUAACUUAUCCGGAUCCGGCACGAGGGCGGUCCUUAUCUCCCCGGAUGGCCAACACUAUCCAAGAGCCGCCAAGUUAUUGUUUCCGUGCACCAACAACAUCGCUGAAUACGAGGCCCGCAUUCUCGGACUACAGGCUGCCGUGGAGAUGGAAAUCCGGAGACUGCAGGUUUAUGGCGACUCUGCUCUCAUUAUCCUUCAGACAGAAGGCAAGUGGAAAACUCGUGACCCGAAGUUGAUCCCAUAUCACGAGUUUCUGGAAGAUAUAAUCGAAGAGUUCGAUGAGAUAGCGUUCGAGUAUCUUCCUAGAGCUCAGAACCGGUUCGCAGACGCGUUGGCCACCCUAUCCUCAAUGUUCCAAGUGACUGCAGGUUCGGACAUCGAGCCAUUGAGAAUCGAAAUCUUGAAGCAUUCUGCUUACUCCAUGCUAAUAGAAGAAGAGGCGGAUGGAGAGCCAUGGUAUCAAGACAUUAAGGUCUACCUACAGACUAGAAAAUUUCCCGAGGGCGGUGAAGCAAUGACAGAAAUAUUUGAUGAAACCUGUCUUCAAAGUUUUUCCUCAAUGGCGAUGCGUUGUACAAAAGGUCAUAUGACUCCGUUCUCCCGAGCGAAGAACGUGGCCGGGUUCUUGCGUCGAGAUAUCUUUGCCCGAUAUGGAGCGCCGGAGGCUAUAAUCAUCGACAACGGUUCAAACCUCAACAACAAGGUGGUUGACGAGGUUCUUGCGGUGCUACCGGUGGAAACAGAGAUUCCAUCACUCGGGAUUCUCACACGAUUGAAACUAUCGAAGCAGAGUGGAUUCAACGAGAGAUAUGAACGGUUGAAUAUGAUUGACGAGAAAAGCUCGCGGGCUAUCUCGUCACGGUCGGUGUUACCGAAGCGUGUGGCAAAUUCGUUCAACCGUAAAGUUCGUUCUCGGCUUUUCGAGAUCGGUGACUUGGUGUUGAAGAAGAGAUUGGCAUUUAUACCGCACCCCGGAGGCAAGUUCACACCAAACUAUGAAGGGCCAUAUCCGAUCAAGAAAGUCCUCCCCGGUGGCGCGUUGAUUUUAGCCGAGAUGGACGGCCGUGUCCGGUCGAGCCCCGUAAAUGCCGAUAUGGUGAAAAAGUAUUUCCCAUGA
Messenger RNA from Rhodamnia argentea, 1866 nucleotides. RefSeq lists its product as uncharacterized. The coding region runs from base 1 to 1866 and encodes 621 amino acids. The transcript is spliced from 3 exons. Gene Ontology annotation, molecular function: RNA-DNA hybrid ribonuclease activity; nucleic acid binding. The record is from RefSeq and is a predicted model, not a curated record. Lineage: Eukaryota; Viridiplantae; Streptophyta; Magnoliopsida; Myrtales; Myrtaceae.